AUGGCACUCUCAAAAGCAACUCUCAUUGCUGUUUUGGCUCUGGCCUUCGCUGUCCUCUCCGUUCAUGCUGCCGCUCCGGUGUACGCUCCAGCUCCUGCACCAACCGCCGCUGCUGCCGGGAUCUCUCCUUCCUUGGGCUCCGUUUGUGUCGCAGCCGUAGUGGCUCUCUUUUUGGAUAUGGACUCAAGAUCUGAAGAGAGUCAAUCAUUAAGCGGUGGCUUGCAGCUUGCUAUUGCAAAUCGACACAUAGACACUUCCUUUUUGUUUACUGCACUCUCCUCUCUGGCGUAG
Dovyalis caffra is the source of this 291-nucleotide messenger RNA. The record is from the annotation of a GenBank genome assembly. NCBI's taxonomy places the organism in Eukaryota, Viridiplantae, Streptophyta, Magnoliopsida, Malpighiales, Salicaceae.